Messenger RNA from Cylicocyclus nassatus, 517 nucleotides. The record is from the annotation of a GenBank genome assembly. NCBI's taxonomy places the organism in Eukaryota, Metazoa, Nematoda, Chromadorea, Rhabditida, Strongylidae.
AUGCCGAAAGAUAUCGAGACUGAAAAACGUGAGAGAAGUGUUGUUCUGGUUGGGCUACCCGAGGCUCCGAGUAAUCUGUCGUUGCUGGAAAAGAAAAAUCAUUUGGACCAAAGUGUGGCUCGAGUACUGGAGAUCAUAAAUGUCGAAUGUUGGCCAAGCGAAAUUUACAGGAUGGGCACUUCGCAACUCAUAUCUACUACGAAGUUCUACUAUGUCCAACGUCUUCCUUCGAAAAAGCAUGACACCUGCAGAGCGCGCGUUGGACUCGGAAUUGCGCAAACAGGCUGGGGAGAGGAAUCGAGGGAAGGCUGUAAAGGAAUGGGUGGUCUACAAGGGGGAAUUAAAACGUAUCUCUGACCUCCCUAGACGACCGCUCCAGGGAAACGCAUAAGGGAGCUAGGCACUACUGAUUACAUUUCCUGUUUUUUGUUCAAUGCACGCAGUAUGGUAAACAAAAUACAUUUAUUACAUGCUUUUCUAGUCUUCUACUCUCCAGACAUUCUUUGUAUAACUGAAU